GAUGGCUGCCAAGAAAGCAUUUGACAAAUUUUUCAUACACUAUCCGUAUUGCUAUGGUUACUGGAAAAAGUAUGCAGACCUUGAAAAGCGACAUGACAACGUUAAACAAUCAGAUGAGGUAUGUACAACACUGAAUAAAGUUAUUUCCAUUAGGUACUGUAAGCCAAAUAACAACAAAACAAACACCUUUUUUUUUUGGCUGGCAGUACCUACCAUUUAUGGUCAAACAAUUUUAUAGGGUAUUUUAUUUGCAUUUGUCACUCUUGUGGCAUUUGUAGCUAAUAUUUUCUCUCUUUGUUGGCAGGUGCGUUAAACCUCUACAGUUUGUCAAGCUUUGCAGUGCAAGCCUCUGUAUUACACUGCAGCUUAACAAGUAGGGCAGGGCUUUUCUCUCACUUAAACAUUUAUUUCUCAUUUUCCAAACAAUAUAGUUGGUUUGCUAGUCACAUUUGCUACGUCUUAUUGCAUUUUUGGUCAGACGCUGUCAUUGAUGCUCUAAUGGGUCUGUGCCCUUUGGUCUGUAACCCAAAGCCUGCCCACACAACCCGGUCAGAAUGCAGGGACUGCUGCGCUUUGAAGAUCAAGACUCUGCACGUGGGGAUCAGAACAUUGCCAUGUUCUAUCCAACAUCCACCCAAAUGGUUUAUCGUCGGGGGCUUCAGGCAAUACCUCUUAGUGUUGACCUUUGGAUACAUUAUAUAAACUUCUUAAAAGAAACAUUGGACCCUGGCGAUCCUGAGACAAACAGUACAAUAAGAGGAACUUUUGAGCAUGCUGUUCUAGCUGCAGGAACAGAUUUCCGAUCUGACAGACUGUGGGAAAUGUAUAUAAACUGGGAAAAUGAACAAGGAAACCUAAGAGAAGUUACAGCUAUAUAUGACCGUAUUCUUGGUAUUCCAACACAGCUAUAUAGUCAUCAUUUUCAGAGAUUUAAAGAACAUGUACAGAAUAACUUGCCUAGAGAUCUUUUAACUGGUGAGCAGUUUAUUCAGCUGCGAAGGGAAUUAGCGUCUGUAAAUGGACACAGUGGUGAUGAUGGUCCUCCUGGUGACGAUCUACCGUCGGGAGUUGAAGAUAUAACGGAUCCAGCAAAGCUUAUCACUGAAAUUGAAAACAUGAGACACAGAAUCAUUGAAGUCCAUCAAGAAAUGUUUAAUUAUAAUGAGCAUGAAGUUAGCAAAAGGUGGACAUUUGAAGAAGGUAUUAAAAGACCUUAUUUUCAUGUGAAACCAUUGGAAAAGGCGCAGCUAAAAAACUGGAAAGAAUAUUUAGAAUUUGAAAUUGAAAAUGGGACUCAUGAACGAGUUGUGGUUCUUUUUGAAAGAUGUGUCAUAUCAUGUGCCCUCUAUGAGGAGUUCUGGAUUAAGUAUGCAAAGUACAUGGAAAACCACAGUAUUGAAGGAGUGAGGCAUGUCUUCAGCAGAGCUUGUACUAUUCAUCUCCCAAAGAAGCCCAUGGUGCAUAUGCUUUGGGCAGCUUUUGAGGAGCAGCAGGGUAAUAUUAAUGAAGCCAGGAAUAUCUUGAGAACAUUUGAAGAAUGUGUUCUGGGAUUGGCGAUGGUUCGUUUAAGAAGAGUAAGUUUAGAGCGACGGCAUGGAAAUAUGGAAGAAGCUGAACAUUUGCUGCAAGAUGCCAUUAAGAAUGCCAAAUCAAAUAACGAAUCAUCGUUUUAUGCUAUCAAACUGGCCCGACAUCUUUUCAAAAUACAAAAAAACCUUCCAAAAUCAAGAAAGGUGCUUUUGGAAGCAAUUGAAAGAGACAAAGAGAACACAAAGUUAUACCUCAAUUUACUUGAAAUGGAAUAUAGUGGUGACCUCAAACAAAAUGAAGAAAACAUCCUAAAUUGUUUUGACAAAGCUAUACAUGGUUCAUUGCCUAUUAAAAUGAGAAUUACAUUUUCUCAGAGAAAAGUGGAAUUUCUUGAAGAUUUUGGUUCAGAUGUUAAUAAGCUUCUGAAUGCUUAUGACGAACAUCAAACACUCCUGAAAGAACAGGAUUCUUUAAAAAGGAAGGCAGAAAAUGGAUCAGAAGAACCAGAGGAAAAGAAAGCACACACAGAAGAUACAACAUCAUCAUCAACACAGAUGAUUGAUGGUGAUUUACAGGCAAAUCAAGCUGCAUAUAACUACAGUGCAUGGUAUCAGGUGAGUCCACAUAACAGAAUUGUUUUGCUCAUAGAUACUAGGAACAUAAAUUACUUUUUUUUUUAAAAGAAAGAAAAAAAAUUUUGUUUCAGAUUAUAGAAUACACUCUAUGCCUGUUGUCUUUUGUGGUUCAGUCUUUAAAAUUUAAGCAGUGAAUACAGCUUAUUUUCUUAAAAAUACCUCCUUUAAUUAUAUAUUCAUAGUUCUGGUAUGCUAACAUGCUUGCUUUUUCCUUUCAGUACAAUUAUCAGAAUCCUUGGAAUUAUGGACAGUAUUAUCCUCCUCCUCCAACCUGAUGGGAAGAUGUAUAUUUCAGAUGGAGUGUGUCAAAAGUGUGAAAAAAUUUUUUUUUAAGCGAGGGAUGUAAACAUAGUAUAAGCUUGUCAUAUUUGAUAACUUGUCUUCCCUGUUUCUGUGUAACAUGGUUCGUUUAGUAAUAGGGAAAACGUCACUUAGUAAAUUACCACAGAUACUAUUUCCUACCAUUUAUAAAAUUUACUUUUUAUUGGAGAACUAUUUUUUUGAUUUUUGCAUUAAGUGGUCUAGAAUAAUUUUGAAUGCAUUUGCAACAGAGUUUUGUAGCCUUAAGGGUAGGAAAAAAACUGACUGGAAGUUAUGUCAGUGUAGUAUAAGAUUCUGAAAACACAAGGGCUGCUUAUUAAGGAUUUACCUCCUCUGUAAAAAAAACUGAUUUUUAACCUUUGCUGACAAUGGGUUUGUCUGCGUGUUUCAAUUAUCUUGUGAACUUGGAUCUAGAAUUGCAGAAAAGGUACACUAUUAAAAUACUAUGCCUUGGUAUAGAGAUUAUAAAUGAGAAGAUGGAAUGUUUGCAUCCCUUAAAAAAAUGAAAAUCAACUUGAAAGUACAUUGUUGUUUCAGGAAACUUUGUAUUUAGAAUAUUCAUGUAAAACUUGUGAGCAAGCUUUCAUUUUGAUCAAACUGAUCAUCCACAUUUUUGUAAUAAAACUGAAGACUUAUCCAGUAACUGUUGAUGAAUUUAUUUUUUGGGGGAAAUCAACUAAUAGUAACUUUAUAUUUACCAUUAUUAGGUUUUGAAGUGCACUUUUCCUAAAUUCAGGCUAUUAAUGCCAAAAUCUCUUAGAUGUUUUAAAUUUUAUAUUUUCCCUUCAAGCUUUAUGCUUUUGUCAGUAUACAGAAAUAUUUUAAAGAUUUUAAGAUGCAUAUCCACAGCAAAUCCUUAAUCUAGACAAUAUUAUUAUGAGUUACUCUCUGCUCUGAUAUGGUCCAUAAUCAGAACAUUUGUUACCACCAAACAAAUCACACAUCAAGACAGUGGAUAAAUCUGUAUUGAGCCUUUUACUUUACAACACAAGGUAAAAGGAAAAUCAGUUCUCUUUGACCAAUAUUUUACACAGCUGCAGUAAAAUAUUUUAGACUUCAAGGAUUUAUAAUAAGGGAUUACAUUUAUCCAGAGUUGGGAGAUCAAGUAAACAAGGUUUUAACUCCUUGAAUUUACCAGGUGACUCCCCCAUUAAACACAAUAGUAACCAGCUCUAAUUAGUUACAUAAGUUUCCUCAAGGCCAAGUUUUAUCAUUGUUGCUGUGUUGUCUUUAGACCUGAAGCCUUGCUAUUUCAAUCAAUAUCCACUAAUUCCACUUCAAAAAUGAGUUUUGCAUUUGGUGGAAUUCUGUUAGGAUGUCAAGGUAAAUCUGAUAAACAAAAACUACCCCUCCACCACCACAUCCUUAGGCUAAAAUUUGCACACCGGAUCAGAGGAUAAUAAAUACUAGUCUAGAGAUUCUCAAAAGCACCUCUGCAUUUCCUUUAGCGGAAAAUGGAGAUCAUAACCUAUCAGUACAGGCUGACUACUAGGUAAGCUGAGCUCGAACUAGGGAAAUCCUCCACCUGAAGGCCUCACUAAUACUCCCAAAUUAAUCUCCACUUAAUGAAGACUGCUACUUAGUACUCCAAGAAAAAACAUACAUGAAUGACUUAAGCAUAGCUGAGUAUAUAUCCUACGUUAAAUCAAAAUCCAUGUAAGGCAGUACAUGAAACUUACUGGGAAUCUGAAGAUGUUCAGAGAAGGAUGUGAUUUAUGCACAUCAGAAAGUCUUGGGAUGCUUCGUGAAAGAAAGGGAGCUAUAACUGACCAUCUGAUUUUGACAGACUAAAGGGGGCUGAAUUAUAUCCCCAAUGAAUCUUAACUGAUAAGACUACAAAGAGACCUUCCAAAAUUAAAAUCAAAUCAAAAAACUUAUUCUAAUUGGUCCAACUAUUCCAAUGGGAAUGAAAGCCAACAAGUUAUAAACUAUCUUCCCACUUGACCGACUGGGUUGGUCUUGGAGUUACAGUUUAUUAAUCUUAAAAUCUCAAUGCAGAAAUAGAAAAGAUGUUUUAUACUUACUAUUGCUACCUCACACUUUCUGAAGGGAUUAUUAAAUCUCUAUAGCAAACAACAUUGCUUUUUUAAAAAAAAAAGUUCACAAACCUUAGAUCCACAUAAAUAUUGUCAUUAGCAGUAAUCUCAAAUUGUUGGUCUUAGGUCCCUAGGUGGUGCACAUGGUUUGUACUCGGCUGCUAAUGUAAAAGUUGGCGGUUCAAACACACCAAGCAAUACCACAGAAUUACAGUAUUGAUGGUCUGCUUUUGUUAAGGUUACAGUCAAGAGAACACUACUGAGCAGUUUACGCUAACACAUGGGGUCCCCAUGAAUCGGAAUCGACUGGAUGGCAACCAAUAACAAUGUUGGUCACGGGGUCACCUUUUGUUUCACAACUAGUAAUCCCCAACAUGUGUUCCUUUUCUAAGCUUUGACUAUCUACAGUUAAUAGUCUGAAAUUACACUGUAGCAUAAAAUUAUCAUGACUCAUACUUCCAUUCUAAUACUAUUGCUACAGUUGUUUGUAUAGGGCUUCUUAAUGAAGUAAACCCUUCAUAUAGUAAGUAUUGCCUUUCAAAGAUGAGAGCUUAAAACUUCACAGUUUAGGUCUUAAAAAAUGAAAGAAAAAAAAAAAAAACAAAAAACCCAUUGCCGUCAAAUUGAUUCUGACUCACAGUGACCCUACAGGACAGAGCAGAACUGCCCAAUGGAGUUUCCAAGGACUGCCUGGUGGAUUUGAACUGCAGACCUUAAGUAGCACUUAACCACUAUGCCACCAGGGUUUCCUAAAAAUGAAAAGAGCUUGAAUAAAAGAUAAAAGGAAGAAGAAUCCAGCUCAAGUUUGAAUACCUGUACUAUUAGAAAAUACUAACUAUUGCGUAUUCACGGAGUUGUUGACACAAAAGCAUCUAAAUGUCAGGAAGACUAGUUUGGACAGGAUUCUUGAUCAAGAGGUUAGCCUAGAUGGCAUCUUUCAGAACCUUCAGCUACUAUGUUAGUGUUUUUUUCAUUCAUUACAAAGGAAAAAGGAUACUUGGCAUCAGGCUGUCCUUUCUUCCCAUAAGCCCAUUCAGGUUCAAUCUCUAGUCGAGCCUUUUCUCCCUUACUCAUAGUAAGGAGUGCUUCAUCCCACUAAGGACAAGAACAUAAAAACCAUGAUUUUUUUGAAAAAAUACAUGCAAUACUAGAAAACAGUCAAGAUUAUAUAGAAAAAAGUGUGUUACUGCAUUUCAUUACAUCCUAAGGUAUUUUCUUCAAUGAGUCUUUGUAUCUUUGGUCUCAAUGGAAAAAAUAAGGAUAUAUAUUAAACAAUACUUUUUCAGUGUAGUAGCCAAACUUCUCAAAUGAUAUAAUGUGCAAAAGCACUUCUGUAAACUGUAACAUGCUAUACAUUACAGAAACCAGUUUGUCAUAAGCACAAUAAAAUAUUUAUUAUACUGUUACAUCAUAGUACAUACUUAAAAGUUUACUUUUAUAAGAACCAACUAUGCAGUAAAACUGAUUCAAGAUUAUCAAACUUAUAUAAUAGUGGGAACAUGACUGGUAUGUAAGAUGAAACGACAGAGGCUUCUGAGUUACCUCUCCAUUUUUUCCCCAAAUUUGGAUCUUAAAGCCAGUCACCAAGAAUAGUUAAUAAUCAUUGAGACGAAAGGAUACAGAAUGCAUUCCUAAUAUAUACCCUGUUGGAAUACAGCAAUCUCAUAAAGCUUAGGGCAUAAUUAGGAAAUUAUGCUGAUGUUGUGUGGUUGGCAACCAAUGUCACAAUAUGUGUACUAAUUGUUUAAUGAGAAACAAGUUGUAUAAACUCUCAUUCUGAACUACACAAAUAAAAAGUUACUUUGAAAUAUUUGACUAUUUAAUUUCAUAAAAUAUUAAAAGCUAUCUAUGGGUAGUUAAUCCAAAAAUAGUAGAAAAUUAUGCUGAGAUAGAUCGGUCACAUAUUUGAAAUUAAGAAUAUGGUUGACUAGAUUUACCAGUAUGCGAAUCAGUUAUAAAAACCAAACUCGUUGCUCUAAGUCAUUUCUGACUCAUAGUUACCCUAUAGGAGAGGGCAGAACUGCCCCAUAGGGUUUCCAUGGAGCAGCUGGUGGAUUCAAACUGCCAACAUUUUGGUUAGCAGCUGAGCUCUUACCACUAUACUACCAAAAGCAUGCUUAUAUUUGGAAGAGUUUCUGGUGUUUGAGUCUAGAUUGUGGGAGGUGAGAGGCCACAGAACGAACUUCUAUCUCUAUCAUUUUGGUAGAAUAGAUAAUUUACCUUUCCCUAUCUACAUGUGGUUCAACGGCUAUUUAACAUUUUACAAGACUCUUAAAGACAAAUUUAGUAAGGCAAACAUUCUGACGAAGAAUUACUUCAUGAAGAAAAAGUAAAUAAAAAAGGUAGGCAUGGAAGGAACUAAUAUUUGUGUCUCUUUCUACUAUAUUAGGGGCUUUAAAUUAUGCUUAUUUAAUCUUUUAAAUAAUUUGAAAUAUUUAUUUUAAAUGAAAUAAUCUUUAUGCUUAUUUAACUUUUUAAAUAAGCAGCACCAUUCAUGUUUUAUAAAUAGGGAAACUGAGGCCCAGAGAACUGAACUUAGAGAUCAUACAGCUGGCAGAUAAUAGAACCUGAUUUGUCAGAAUCCAAAGAUUAGGAAUUGGGGACAUAAUGAAAGCACGAACAAACUCUCCACAACACCAUACCACAACACAUGUUCUACUGUCAUUCUAUACUUACUCCUCUGAUUACUUUGCCAACUCCAACCUUAAAACUUAAAGGCUUGGCAUUUUUCUUCUUCUUUGAACCUGCAAAACAGAUUUUCCUUACAAUUAAUGAUAGACCUUAAUCUUUAUUAAGAAAUUAAGUUCUAGUGGAAAAAUAAAAAGAUUUAGGUAUUCAAGUUUACUUCAGAGUUUACAAUACCAUGUAUUAUAUGAAAAGAAAUUCCAAAUGCUGGGUAAUUUACAAAGAAAGUUCUAGAUGUAAAAAAUAAUUUUACAUCUAAAAUAGCACACUAUUCUUUUAUGUGAAAAUACUAAAGCCUCACUUCAGGAAGCUUAGUUUAGACUAAGCUGCUCUAAUUUUUGCUUUCCAACAAGCUAGAGGUCUUUAGUUACGCAGUCAAUAAACAAUGAACUGAAGACCUCUUCCAAGUAAAUCAUAUGUGUAAAAGACUUCAGGAAAAAAGUAGGUGACAGCCAAUAAAAAGGUACUGUCAACCACUCAUCUGUCUACCACAGAAAUAUUCUGUACUGUUUUUAAGUUGAAAAGAUUACAUGCAGACUUACUUGUUUGAAUAUUAGUAUCAAAAACAGUCCCAUCCUGUAGUGUUCCUGUAUACCAACAGUGAACAACAUCUCCCUUUUUGGGAAAGUUGGUUUUAUCUCCCUUUUUAAGAACAGAUUUUGUGUAUUUUGGUGGACCCUAGAAACAAACCAGGAACAGCAUAUACACAGAGUUAGCACCUCAUGUAUUUCUUUUAGAGUGAUGAAAAAGAGACACCUACAGAGCUGUGCGCUAAGUCAGGUAGGAGAGAGCUGACGAAUCUGGUGACAAUCUUUUGUCUCUGGUUCACAGCUCUGAGUUAAAUUUACUAUCUCAAGUCAGUGAUGAGAAUAUUGGUAGCUUGUCCAUAUCCAAUUUUAAGUUCCAGCUUCACUGGAAAUAAAAGUUAUUUUGACAAGAGUCUGUUCGUUAUUCAACAAACCAUAAAAUGAAUUCAAUCCUUCCUCAAGGUUAGAAUUAUUUAAUUCCUAUGAAAUCAUAAAGUGUUAUAUAAAGCAUUGUAAUAUUUCGUCAAAGAUUUUAGUUGUUUCAACACCAAAAAUUGGUAUUACUAAUUCAUUAUAUCCAAUUACAAUCAAUAGUGAUAUUUCCUCCCUCCGAACAAUUAAAUGAGUUCACACAUAUAUGAAAUUAUCUACAGAAGUUGCCAUGAGAGGCAUAUUCCCUAGAAAACAGCAGGAUUAUCAGGGCCUUGGAGACCUGGUGGCACAGUGGUGAAGAGCUUGGGUGCUAACCAAAGGUCAGUAGUUUGAAUCCACCAGCUGCUCCUUGGAAACCCUAUGGGGCAGCUCUACUCUGUCUUAUGGGGUUGCUAUGAGAUGGAAUCGACUCGAUGGCAAUGGGUUAGGUUUGGGGAUCAGGGCCUUAAAAAAAAAAAAAAGUAAAGAGUAUUGUAUAUCAGUAAUAAUUCA
Loxodonta africana (African savanna elephant) is the source of this 8658-nucleotide messenger RNA. It is a transcript of the gene PRPF39, whose product is annotated as pre-mRNA processing factor 39. Gene Ontology annotation, biological process: mRNA 5'-splice site recognition; RNA processing. The record is from RefSeq and is a predicted model, not a curated record. Gene Ontology annotation, cellular component: commitment complex; U2-type prespliceosome; U1 snRNP. Gene Ontology annotation, molecular function: pre-mRNA 5'-splice site binding; protein binding. The transcript has 11 exons. The coding region runs from base 555 to 2210 and encodes 551 amino acids. Lineage: Eukaryota; Metazoa; Chordata; Mammalia; Proboscidea; Elephantidae.